Molecule: messenger RNA, 3666 nt
Organism: Urocitellus parryii (Arctic ground squirrel)
Lineage: Eukaryota; Metazoa; Chordata; Mammalia; Rodentia; Sciuridae
Gene: Adamts16
Product: ADAM metallopeptidase with thrombospondin type 1 motif 16
Biological process (GO): proteolysis; extracellular matrix organization
Cellular component (GO): extracellular matrix
Molecular function (GO): metalloendopeptidase activity
Source: RefSeq, a predicted model, not a curated record
AUGAGGGUCCCAGGCUGCGCGACGCUCUGGGUGCUGCUGCUGGAGCAAGUCUGCGUGCAGCAGGCACCUGCGUGCGCGAUGGAACCCGCAGCUGCAGCGGCUGGAAGCCCUAGCGUCCCGCAUCUGCCCCCUCCCCCGGAGCGGCCUGGAGGAAUGGAAACCGGCGAGUAUGACCUGGUGUCUGCUUAUGAGGUUGACAGCAGAGGUGACUACGUGUCCCAUGACAUCGUGCACCACCAGCGGCGGCGAAGGGCACUGGCCCAGCCAGGAGGUGACUCUCUGCACCUCCGGCUGAAGGGCUCCAGGCAUGACUUCCAGGUGGACUUGAAAGCCUCCAGCAACCUGGUGGCUCCGGGGUUCGUGGUGCAGACCCUGGGGAAGAGGGGCACCAAGGCCGUGCAGAUGUUCCCACCCGAGGACUUCUGCUUCUACCAAGGCUCCCUGAGGUCCCACRGAAACUCCUCCGUGGCCCUUUCAACCUGCCAAGGUUUGGCCGGCAUGAUCAGGACCGAGGAGGCCGACUACUUCCUGACACCUCUCCCUCCMCACCUGGCAGGGAGGCUGAAGGGCCCUGAGCAGGGUGGGCCUGCCUCCCACGUGCUGUACAAGAGAGCAGUGGAACCCCAGGCCCCCCAGGCGCCCCCUGGCCUGCUGCUCACCAGGACCGGGCAGCCAGCCAGCCCAGGCCUGCAGGGCCUCAGUGACCACCUCGGGCUCUGGCACGGGCAGCACUUCUGUGGAAGACGCAAGAAAUAUGCACCCCAGCCCCCCACGGAGGACCUCUUCGUCCUUCCCGAUGAGUACGAGUCUGUCCCCCGGUGCCGGCGCUCACUCCUCAAGUCCCACCGGAAUCAAGAGCUGAACGUGGAGACCUUGGUGGUGGUCGACAGGAAGAUGAUGCAGAACCACGGGCAGGAGAACAUCACCACCUACGUGCUGACCAUCCUCAACAUGGUGUCUGCUUUGUUCAAGGAUGGAACCAUAGGGGGAAACAUCAACAUCGCAGUCGUAGGUCUCAUCCUUCUAGAAGACGAACAGCCAGGGCUGGUGAUAAGUCACCACGCAGACCACACCUUGAGUAGCUUCUGUCAGUGGCAGUCGGGAUUGAUGGGGAAGGACGGGACUCGCCAUGACCACGCCAUCCUACUGACCGGCCUGGACAUAUGCUCCUGGAAGAACGAGCCCUGUGAUACUCUAGGAUUUGCGCCCAUAAGUGGAAUGUGUAGUAAAUACCGCAGCUGUACGAUUAAUGAAGAUACAGGACUGGGACUGGCCUUCACCAUCGCCCAUGAGUCUGGACACAACUUUGGCAUGGUCCACGAUGGAGAAGGGAACAGGUGCAAGAAGUCAGAGGGCAACAUCAUGGCCCCCACGCUGGCAGGACGCAACGGAGUCUUCUCCUGGUCUCCCUGCAGCCGCCAGUACCUGCACAAGUUUUUAAGCACUACCCAAGCAGUGUGCCUUGCUGACCAGCCAAAGCCUGGAAAGGAAUACAAGUACCCCGAGAAGCUGCCGGGAGAGUUAUACGAUGCAAACACACAGUGCAAGUGGCAAUUUGGAGAAAAAGCCAAGCUAUGCAUGCUGGAUUUUAAAAAGGAYAUCUGUAAAGCCCUGUGGUGCCAUCGCAUAGGAAGGAAAUGUGAGACGAAGUUCAUGCCGGCGGCAGAGGGCACCCUGUGCGGGCAGGACAUGUGGUGCCGCGGAGGACAGUGUGUGAAGUAUGGUGACGAAGGCCCCAAGCCCACCCAUGGACAUUGGUCGGACUGGUCCCCCUGGUCCCCCUGCUCCAGGACCUGCGGGGGCGGAGUGUCUCACAGAGACCGCCUCUGCACCAAUCCCAGACCAUCGCACGGAGGGAAGUUUUGUGAGGGCCCGACCCGCACCCUGAAGCUCUGCAACAGUCAGCCAUGUCCCCAGGACAGCAUGGACUUCCGCGCCGCCCAGUGCGCCGCGUACAACAGCCAGCGGUUCCGGGGCUGGCACUACAAGUGGAAGCCUUACACCCAGGUGGCAGAUCAGGACUUAUGCAAACUCUACUGUAUCGCAGAAGGAUUUGAUUUCUUCUUUUCUUUGUCAAAUAAAGUGAAAGAUGGGACUCCAUGCUCGGAGGAUAGCCGUAAUGUUUGUGUAGAUGGGAUAUGUGAGAGAGUGGGCUGUGACAACAUCCUUGGAUCAGAUGCUGCUGAGGACUCCUGCGGGGUGUGCAAGGGAAAUAACUCAGACUGCACGACCCACAGAGGCGUCUACACCACACACCACCCCACCAACCAGUAUUACCACGUGGUCACCCUUCCUCCUGGAGCCCGGAGCAUUCGCAUCUAUGAAAUGAACACAUCCACCUCCUACAUCUCUGUGCGCAACGCCCUCAAGAGGUACUACCUGAACGGACACUGGACUGUGGACUGGCCUGGACGAUACGAAUUUGCAGGCACUACCUUCCGCUACAGGCGGUCCUACAAGGAGCCCGAGAGCCUGACCGCUGCCGGGCCAACCAACGAAACRCUGAUGGUGGAGCUCCUGUUCCAGGGAAGAAACCCAGGCAUUUCCUGGGAAUACUCAGUGCCCCGGUUGGGUGCUGAGAAGAAGUCCAUCGCUCAGCCCAGCUACACCUGGGCCAUCGUGCGGUCUGAGUGCUCCGUCUCCUGUGGAGGGGGACAGAUGGUCACCAAGGAAGGCUGCUACAGAGACCUGAAGUUUCAAGUUAACACAUCCUUCUGCAAUCCCAAGACCCGACCCAUCACGGGGCUGGUGUCCUGCAAAGUCUCUGCCUGUCCCCCCAGCUGGUCCGUGGGGAACUGGAGCACCUGCAGCCGGACGUGUGGCGGGGGCACUCAGAGCCGGCCUGUGCGGUGCACACAGCGGGCGAACUACAAGACGCAGACUGUUUCGGCCAGCCUGUGUCCACAGCCUGUGCCCUCCAGCCGGCAGGCCUGCAACUCUCAGAGCUGCCCACCUGCAUGGAGCACCGGGCCCUGGGCAGAGUGCUCCCAAACCUGCGGAAAGGGGUGGAGGAAGAGGGCCGUGGCCUGCAAGAGCACCAACCCCUCAGCCAGAGCACAGCUKCUGCCCGACGCCACCUGCACCGCGGAGCCCAAGCCCAGGACUCACGAGCCCUGCCUGCUGAAGCGCUGCCACAAGCACAAGAAGCUGCAGUGGCUGGUGUCCGCCUGGUCCAAGUGCUCUGCCACGUGUGAGAGGGGGACCCAGGAACGAUUCCUAAAGUGYGCUGAGAAGUACGUCUCGGGGAAGUACCGCGAGCUGGCCUCCAGGAAGUGCUUGCACGUGCCAAAGCCUGAYCUGGAGCUGGCGCGCCCCUGUGCGCUGUUCCCAUGCCCUGCGUACCCCCUACAGGCUGCCGCAGGGCCCCCACGGGGCASCUGGGUGGCCUCGCCCUGGUCCCAGUGCUCAGCCAGCUGUGGGGGAGGUGUGCAGAGGCGUUCUGUGCAGUGCAUGGCAGGGGGCCGGCCAGCCUCCGACUGCUCACCACACCAGAAGCCUGAGUCCUCCCUGGCCUGCAACACUCACUUCUGCACCAUCCCAGAGAAGAAAGACACCUUCUGCAAAGACUACUUCCACUGGUGCCACCUGGUGCCUCAGCAUGGGAUGUGCAGCCACAAAUUCUACGGCAAGCAGUGCUGCAAGACUUGCUCCAAGUCCAACCUGUGA